Messenger RNA from Cryphonectria parasitica EP155, 1104 nucleotides. RefSeq lists its product as uncharacterized. The coding region runs from base 1 to 1104 and encodes 367 amino acids. NCBI's taxonomy places the organism in Eukaryota, Fungi, Ascomycota, Sordariomycetes, Diaporthales, Cryphonectriaceae. The transcript has 3 exons. The record is from RefSeq and is a predicted model, not a curated record.
AUGCAGAAAGCAGUUAUCGCAGCGUCCGCGCUGCUCAUCAGCUCCGCUACAGCUACUGUCGAGACCUUAAGCAAUGUUCUCACCAAUGGGACUGUAACUGCUGAGUGGACGUCAAGCCCCAGCACAUAUUUGGACGGUCCGAAGAUCUCUGGCCCUGCAAAUGACACUACUUACGACUGGUGGUAUUUCGACGUAGUGUCUGCAGCAACCAACGCAUCUACGGUCGUUGUUAUCUACAAUGCAGGCCCUGAUGGCUUUAUCAAUACCUAUUACGACGGGCCCCUAUCAGCCUCGCUUACAGGGACGUUUGCUAACGGGACCGCAUACAACUUGGACCUGCCUGCGACCGGUGGCGUUAUUGAUUACGACCAGGACGGCAUCUCAUUAGUAUGGGAAGGUGCCGGCUUCAGCUUCGUCGGCUCUAGUCUUUCCGAGUCAGAAGCAACUUAUGUCAUGACUAUCAACUCGUCUGACAUCGGCGUCCAAGGGACCAUAACCUGGAAGUCGCUCGCCCCCGCUCACUACCCUUGCAGCCUCAAUGAAGAUGGUGCGAGCGAGGUGAUUAUGCCACACAUCGGCUGGGCCAACGCCGUGCCUGACGCAACAGCAACCGUCGAUCUCCUUUUCAGCGACGGCACCUCCCUGAGCUUCGACGAUGGCAUUGGGUACCACGACAAGAACUGGGGCGACCAGGCUUUUGUGGACAGCGCCUCGCAAUGGUACUGGGGACACGCACACCUCGGCCCCUACUCCAUUGUCUGGUAUGACGCCCUCGACCUCGCUGGCCAGGAGUACUUCGCUGGCUACGUUGCCGAGAAUGGCACGGUCAUCAGCGCAAGCUGCGCCACGAACGCAGUUGUAGUCCGCCCAUGGGGUGCAAGUAGUACCUAUCCGCCGACUUUGACAACAGGUAUCAUGCAGGGCCUGGGAAUGCAGUUCGAUCUGGGCAACGGAACUACAUUUGUUGCCAAUGUUACGACCGGUACAAUCAUCAUCGAUAUAACAGGAUACAACCGGGCUCGUGGAACAAUUGAAGGCGGACUUGAUGGCGGAGAGUUAUACACAGGAACGGCAUUGUUCGAGGAGUUCGCUUUGAUUGCAUAA